AGACCAUCCUUCUCUUAUCAUGCCUUGAUACCGGCCUUGACAACAACCAGCUUACGGGGGAGCUGCCCUCCUUCCACCACAUGCCCAAUCUCACUGAGCCAUACAGUCUACAUGUUCACAACAACUACUUCACGACCACACCAGACCCUUCGGAUACCCACAUGUUGUGUCUGUUGCACCACAACUGCCUUCACGGCAGCACAACCGACUGCACCAGUUGGCAGGACCAGAGGCGAGCCAGCGAGUGCCGGGCGUUCUGUGGGGCGCAGCCGCUCACCCCGCCGUGCAGCGGCCAUGGCGUGUGCUUCAUUGAGCCUGAUUCCUCUCGCGACAUGACUGCCUGCUAUGAUGAUGUUUAUGACCCGCCGCCACCCUACUGUACACCUGAGGGCCAGUGCGUCUGUGAUGAGGGGUACACACCAGGGACAAAGGCUGGCACGUGCGUCCCUCAUGUCCCUGCAGUGGUGGGGAUGGCUCCGUUUGCUCUCCAGAUGCCUGGAAACCUGCUGCUGCUGCUGCUGCUGCUGCUGCCACUGGCGGUGCUGGUGCUGCUGGCCUUCUCACUGCCGCAGCUGCUGAGGCGCCUCAAGAAUCGACCCCCCACACGCUACUUCUUUUCAAAGAGAGCCCUUGCUGCCCGGCAAGCUGCCAUGGGUGUGGAGAUUACUCGCUAG
Closterium sp. NIES-65 is the source of this 674-nucleotide messenger RNA. Lineage: Eukaryota; Viridiplantae; Streptophyta; Zygnematophyceae; Desmidiales; Closteriaceae. The record is from the annotation of a GenBank genome assembly.